CUUUGGUCUGGUUUAGAUUCCAGUCGAGUUUACAAGGAGAUAAAUAUCUGAGGACACACUUUACUGAACCCGGGUCGAACAGACGGACCACCUAAAGUCCUUUUUAUUUUAUUUAAUUAAUACAUUCAACAACUAACAACCUCCAGCGGCAGACAUUUUGGAUCAGACCGUCAGCUGCUGUGACUGUGGAUCAUCAGCUGGGACGGGAAUGGCUCGGCCGAGGAAGAAAACCUCUCCGGGGUGUUUAGCAUGAGGCUCUGCGGAGGGAAACGGCUGGACGACAACACUGAAAACUACAUUAAUAACAACAACAACAACAACAACAACAACAACAACAACAAGGAGAAGAAGAAACAGAGGAGCAGAAGGGGGAGUACAGUGGUGUGUGUGAGAGCUGCCCGGUGACAUUUAAAUUCCACCAGAAGAAGAAGAAGAAGAAGAAGAAGAAGAAAACGAUGGGAGGAAGAGUGGAGCUGCUGCUGGAGAUCUGCUGCCUGCUGCUGCUGAGCGGAAACUCACACUGCAGAGACUCCCAGCAGACAGAACACCUCUCCUCCUAUCAGCUGACCGUCCCUCGACCAAUCGGAGGCAGGCUGAGGCGGGACGUGGACGGACGACUCCCCAAUCAGGUCUCGUACGUCAUCAGUGUGGACGGGAGUGAUCACGUCGUUCGUCUGGAGAGAAACGACCUGCUGCUCCCUGCAGACUUCACUGUGUACACCUACAGCAAGAACGGAUCAGUGAUCACAUCCAGACCACCUGUACAGAAUCACUGUCACUAUCAGGGCUUCGUUCAGGACAUGGAGGGUUCCUCUGUCGCUAUGAGCGUCUGCAACGGCCUCAGAGGAGUGUUGCACCUCGCUGACGACAGUUACGGUAUCGAGCCGUUAGACUCCGCCCCCGAGCAGCACCUGGUGUACCGCCUGCAGGAUGUGACAUCACAACCCCGUGGAUGUGGAACGCCACAUGAGGAUGAGCACGGACACAACAACAGCACCGAGCACGCUCAGUACAAACAAGAGGAAAUCCACCACAGACAGCACAGCAGGAUGAAGCGAGCUAUUCUUCAUCAGACUCAUUAUGUGGAGCUGCUGCUGGUGGUCGACAAUGACAGGUAUAAUUAUAUGAACAGAAACGAGACCGCAGUGAGGGACGAGAUGGUUCAUCUGGCAAACUUUAUCGACAGCAUCUACAUUCAGCUGAACGUUCGCGUGGUCCUGGUCGGUCUGGAGAUCUGGACUCAGCAGAACCUGAUCAGCACCGACGGAGGAGCCGGAGAAGUGCUGAGUCGCUUCACCCAGUGGCGAGAGAAAGAGCUGGUCAGCCGUCGCCGCCACGACUCGGCACAGCUCAUCCUGAAGAAGGCUUUUGGAGGAACAGCAGGGAUGGCCUUCGUCUCCACAGUCUGCUCCAGGAGCCACGGGGGCGGGAUCAAUGCGUUCACCAACAACAACAUCCCCUCGUUCGCCUCCAUCGUGGCUCAUGAGCUCGGUCACAACCUCGGCAUGAACCACGACGACGGGCGCUCCUGCACAUGCCCAGUCCCCGCCUGCAUCAUGAACUCUGGAGCCACAGGAUCCAGGAACUUCAGCAGCUGUAGUGCAGACGACUUUGAGAAGAUGAUUUUGUUGACGGGGGGAACGUGUCUCCUGAACGUCCCUCGCCCCGACGAGGCCUACAGCGCCCCCUACUGUGGAAACAGACUGGUGGACAUGGGGGAGGAGUGCGACUGUGGAUCACAGAAGGAGUGUGAGGAGGACCCCUGCUGUGAGUAUAAGACCUGUAAGCUGAAGCCUGGAGCUCAGUGUGCUUACGGAGAGUGCUGCUCCAAGUGUCAGUACCUGCCAGGUGGAACAGUGUGUCGGUCAAGUACAGACGAGUGUGAUCUCCCUGAGUACUGUAACGGCUCCUCGUCCCUCUGUCAGAGUGACGUCUUCAUACAGAACGGGCAGCUGUGUAAGAACCAGCAGGCUUACUGUUACAACGGGAAGUGUCGGCACUAUGACGGACAGUGUCAGGCCAUAUUCGGCUCCAAGGCGAAGGCGGCUCCUGAAAUCUGUUUUAAAGACGUCAACAGUAAAGGAGAUCGCUUCGGCAACUGUGGCUACCACAACUACGGCUACAAGAAGUGUGAGAGCAGAAACGCUCAGUGCGGGAAGCUGCAGUGCUCUAAUGUUCAGGCGGUGACCGUGUUCGGCAUCGAACCGUCGAUCAUCAGCACGCCGAUCGCCGGAGGCAAAUGUUACGGAGUGGACUUCAUGCUGGGAUCAGACGUCCCCGAUCCGGGCAUGGUGAACGAGGGCACCAAGUGUGGAGACAACAAGGUCUGUAUGAACUUUGAGUGUCGCAGCGCCGACAUCCUGAACUACGACUGUGACGUAGAGAAGAAAUGUAACGGACACGGGAGGUGUAACAGCAAUAAGAACUGUCACUGUGACGACGGCUGGGAAGCUCCUUUCUGUGAGCUCAAAGGUUAUGGUGGCAGCGUGGACAGCGGACCCACCUGGAACGAUAAGGACACGUCUCUCAGGGACGGUCUGUUGGUCUUCUUCUUCUUCAUUCUUCCUCUGCUCGCUCUGGGCGCGUUUGUUUUCCUGCGCAGGAAAGAGCUGCUGCGGCGAUUCGGAGUGAGCCGAAGGAAGAGAUCACAAGGAUACCAGGCUGACGGUGCCGCUUCGGCCAAUCCCAGCAGAGGACCGCCUCCAAGAGCGCAGCCUCCAUCUGUUCCCCGGGGCAACGGAAACGACUAUGUCAGAGACGGGAACCACACUCAGCUCCUGCCACCACAGGAGGUGGUGGAGACCAGCAGGACCGCUCCGUCCUACUCUUUGAGGCCUCCUCCUCCUCCAGUAAAACCGAAACCUUCUGCUGCAGCCCAGCCUCUGGUGCCUCAAAGACCCGCCCCUGCUCCACCUGUUUAACCGAUGUGAGGGCCCCGCCCACCCACCACACCUGGGUGACAUCCCCCCUCCCCCCCUCCUCUUCCUCCUAUUCUUCUCUUUUUACUCCACCUCAGUACCUACUCACUCAGUGCUGGUUAUCUAGAAUGAGCCAGGACAUAAUUCCUGGAGCCAAGACUGCCGGUCUAAGAUCCGGACAACGCCACUGGACUGGGAAAUCUACCCAAACAAACAGGAACACUGCGGCACUGAACUGAAGCAGCAACUGUUCUCUGCAGUCUGUCCUUUUUUUCUUUCUUUAUUUGAAGUGCAAAUCUCUGCGUCUACAGGUGACACAGUGACUAUCUGUCACCAAACCAGCCAAUCAUAUUUACAGAAGACAUAUUUACAGUGACGCCCAAACGCAAAGAAUGAAUCAGCCUCAGACAUGUUUUUAUCUCUGCUCUGAAAAGAUGUUUAAUUUCACUCCCCCGUCCUCUUAAUCAAAAUACGACCAAGCCAUUUAUCUCACUGGCUCACCUGUGGGGGCAAACAGGAGUUAAAGGUGCACAGCCAUAACUAACGCUGGUUAGCUGCAACUUUCCCAAAAUAACAUUUUACUGUAAAUGAUCCACUAUUGCUAGUUUGCUAACCAAUAAGAUUUUGUCAAUGGAAACGUAAACAUGUCUCAAGGUAGCCAAAUGCCUGGUCAUCUAAUUAGUGACGCGCAUGAAUGGAUGAACGAGAUUCCCACUGUCCCUACCUACAGCCACAGCCAAGAGAAGAGCCCUGAGGUGGCUCUCGCUUCUGUUGUAAUGCGCUCGGCCCAGCCCGGGCGUGACCCGCUCCGGGGACAGUGGCAGGUGGGGAGUUUGACUGGGGCGGUACACCCGUCAAAGGGUAACGCAGGUGUCCCAAGGCGAGCUCAGGGAGGACAGAAACCUCCCAUGGAGCAGAAGGGCAAAAGCUCGCUUGAUCUUGAUUUUCAGUAUGAAUACAGACCGUGAAAGCGAGGCCUCGCGAUCCUUCUGACUUUUUGGGUUUUAAGCAGGAGGUGUCAGAAAAAGUUACCACAGGGAUAACUGGCUGUGGCGUUCAUAGUGACGUCACUUUUGAUCCUUCGAUGUCGGCUCUUCCUGUCAUUGUGAACCAGAAUUCACCAAGCGUUGGAUCGUUCACCCACUGAUAGGGAACGUGAGCUGGGCUAAAAUCCAGCUGAAAGGAGUAAGGAGCUUCACUCUGAUUGGCUGGUUUUAGGACAGAGGUCACUGGAGGCGGGGCUUACACACCUGUUUCUUACUUUCUUUCUUUCUGUCUCUGAAUGAAAGCACUGGUGCCGUCUGAUUGCACUUUCUUCUGCUCAGCACUGUCAUAGGAAUGUAACGCACCCCGGCUGCUGUGUGCGGUGCGCUUGAUCUCCAUCACCUUGUUCGCCCCGGCACUCUCUCUCUCUCUCUCUCUCUCUCUUUUUCUGCAGAAUUGUAAAAACACAGUAUGCAACAACGUGUGAGUGCAGAACUCUCUCUCCUCUGGAUCUGGAUCUGUGGUACUUUGAUGCUUUUGGCUCUGCUGGCUGAUGUCUCUGCAGGGAAUGAACGCGCUCAUCUCUUAUUUUUUUACCACAAAGAAACUCUCCCCUGAGAGACUUCAACACUGUUAAACCUUAAUGAUGUAUCACCGGCCCACAGCUUCAUUAGAAGGUUGGUAAGAGGCCUUAUGGGAAAUAUAGGAAAUCAACUCAAGUAGGUCUGAGUUGCUGUUUUGCAGGUUUUGGUCGGCCUCUUUGCCACCAGGCUGUACGGAAAUCUCCUGGGUACUUAUGGGAGGUUGGGCGUUAAAUGAUGUUUAAACUGCUGCUGUUACAGUGUUGAAGUGACUAAAGGUGGAAAUGAUCCGUUCAACUCUCAGCUACAUGGAACAUCUGCUCUAAAGUCCUGAAAGCGUCCAGACUCUCUGCACACCAACGUGACCUGAAUGUGAGAAACUGAACAAACUUCUCUAAACAUGCACGAACAUAGGAUAGUACUUUAUUGAUCCCCAGAGGGGAAAUUCGGGCGUUGCAGCAGCACAGACAAGUAAGGUGACAUUCAGGACGUUAAACUUCUCUCUUUGCUUGGCAACCAGCAUCAAAGUCACUCGACACCAGGAGUGAUCCAGGGAUUUUUACUCACCAAGAAAACCAAAUGUUUCUGUUGGACUGGCUUCUUCUGCUGUUCACGGACUGUUAGCAUUGCUAGCAUUUUUAGCCAGUGAACAGCACCCUGCAGUUAUUGAACCUGGAUGCACUGCGUGUGAGAGGAGAACAUCAUGUUUUUGUUUUUUUAUCUCCUUUAGUAUAUUUUAAAUUAGAGGUGUGGGGUGUUUUUUGCACAGAAAUCAUUGAACAUGAGGAAUCGACUGAGGAUUUAAAGUAUCUUAUAGGGCUAACUCUGUGCCAUUUGAUCAUUUUCAUGCCAAAAAUUAUAAAUCAGUGUUUCCCCAACAUUGUUAUUCUUUAAAGGAAAAAAAAAACUCUGGAGGACAGACUGUUCGGUCUGAUGUUAUUUAGAGACUGAGAGCAGCUGGGGCCGGAGCUCACAAGACAUCUGACACAAGACUGACAAGAGCAUCGAGUUACAGUCAGCCAAAGGUUUCUGCUGCUGCUGACGUUAAAGUCUGAAUAAGUCUGGGGAAAUUCCACAUUUUUCUUAAAAAUCAACGAAUCCCAUGUGCAGAUCAAACUAACACUGCUGUGGGUAUUAAAGCUGAGAGCCACAGACGAGCGGUCAGACACCAUUGAAAGGCGAGAAGUUGUCAGAAUUUGUGAUACUCUGAUAUUUCUGAUGUCUUUAAACGAUACAAUCUCAGUUAUUUUAAUGAUUGAUUUUAUCAAAAUGGACAGAAGCUUAAAAAAUAUACAUAUUUCAUUGGACAGGUGCACAAAGGAGAGGAAUCAAUCCAUUGAAAAUUGCAGGAAACCUCUUGAACUCUGCCUAAUCUAGACAUUGUGCAGGAGGUUAGCUGUGAUUUUUGAUUACUUAAAACAAGAAAUUAACCACUAUUUGGUGAGUAGGACUUCUAUUUUUGUUGCCGUGGUAUCAAAUCCUGGUAUCAUGACAACACUACUCACAUAUUCAACCUAUAAUUCAGUGGACUCCUUCUCUCAGGCAGGAUCCAAAGAAAGUUCGGAGCACACAAAUCACCACAUGCAAAUUUUAUUUGGCGCAAAUUUCUUUGCACCGUAAUACAUUUGCCUCUCUGCUCCAGGACUUUCUUUGGCUCCUGCGCGUGUGAAGGAGUCCACUGAAUUAUAUUUAAAACGUCUAAGGUCGUUCUCUUUAGAGCACCGACCUCCAUUUGUGGAGCAGCUGAAGCGCAGGAGUUUCCUUCUACAUUACUCACACGAUGUUGUUUGGGUCUGCACAUAAGAUUAGUUUUUAACAAUAUAUAAAAUAAUGCCAGACUGCUCCUUUACACUGUCUUGUUUGUAUUCAGCUAAUGGUUUGAAGGUGGAAGAUAACUUGUGAGGAAACCGACUCCACAGCAGAGAUGCCCUGAGUUCAGUCUGUCAGGCAGGAGGCUGCAAACUGCAGGUAGAUAAGGAAGUACAACAUGGAUGUAUUAUUAAGAUCUGGAUAUGACACAAACGAUCAGGUUUGCUUUAACGGGGCACUCUGGCUUCGGGUACGUCUUGCUCUCGAUUAGUGAGGUCUUGACUACAACACUACAUCCAUGUUGUGAAAACAGCCUGAGAGGUCAAACUCAGGGCAGGAAAGUCUCAUAAUCAAAAGGAAACCUCCAGAUUGCAGAUAUAUUUAUGCUCAACCUGUGUGUACUGUAUGUGUGUACCACGGCGUGUCUGAUUGAUAGACAGGCGUCGCCAUGGUUACACAGAGAAUCUCAUCACCUUUUUCUAUUUUAAUAAAUGAUUUUAUAUAGGAUUUUUGUUUUAUCUUUUUUUUUUGCAAAUGUAAACAUGUUAUCUGUGGUAACGCAAAAAACCUUUCAACAGAAUUUAAUUAUUAAAUAUUGCUGUGUCAUGUGAAA
Messenger RNA from Labrus mixtus (cuckoo wrasse), 6905 nucleotides. RefSeq names its product ADAM metallopeptidase domain 9 (gene adam9a). The coding region runs from base 456 to 2921 and encodes 821 amino acids. The transcript has 24 exons. Gene Ontology annotation, molecular function: metalloendopeptidase activity. Gene Ontology annotation, biological process: proteolysis. Gene Ontology annotation, cellular component: plasma membrane. The record is from RefSeq and is a predicted model, not a curated record. Lineage: Eukaryota; Metazoa; Chordata; Actinopteri; Labriformes; Labridae.